AUGAGCAGCGGGGUCGGCGGCGGCGGCUCUUCCCGCAGCAUUAACUGCGCGCUGCCCACUAUCCCCUCCAGCAAGCUGCCCGACCUGUGCUUCCUCAGCCGGGGCGCCUACGGCACCGUGUCCUCGGCGCGCCACGCCGACUGGAGGGUCCCGGUGGCGGUCAAGUGCCUGCAGGGGCCGCUGCUAGACAGUGAAAGAACCAAUCUCUUAAAAGAAGCAGAGAUUUUACACAAAGCCAGGUUCAGUUACAUUCUACCAAUUUUGGGAAUUUGCAAUGAGCCUGAAUUUCUGGGAAUAGUGACUGAAUACAUGACAAAUGGAUCAUUAAACCAACUUUUGCAUGGGAAAAAUGCGUAUCCUGACAUUGCGUGGUCACUGCGAUUCCGUAUUCUGUAUGAAAUUGCUUUGGGAGUGAAUUAUCUGCACAAUAUGAGUCCUCCAUUACUGCACCAUGAUUUGAAGACCCAAAAUAUUUUACUGGAUAGCGAGUUUCAUGUUAAGAUUGCGGAUUUUGGUUUAUCGAAAUGGCGCAUGGUGUCCACAUCACAAUCACGAGGUGACAAAUCUCUGCCAGAGGGAGGGACUAUUAUCUACAUGCCACCUGAAGACUAUAAUCCCAAUCAGAAAACCCGUGCAAGUGUAAAGCAUGAUAUAUACAGCUAUGCCAUUAUUAUGUGGGAAGUAAUGUCAAGAAAACAGCCCUUUGAAGAAGUUAUAAACCCCUUGCAGAUUAUGUAUAGUGUGUCUCAAGGAAAGCGACCAGACACUAGUGAAGAAACUUUAUCAAUGGACAUACCCCACCGAGUGCUGAUAGUAACAUUAAUGGCAAGUGGAUGGGCACAAAAUCCAGAUGAAAGACCUUCUUUUUCAAAAUGCUUAAUAGAUCUUGAACCAGUGCUGAGAACAUUUGAUGAGAUAUCUAUGCUUGAAGCAGUAAUUCUCUUAAAGAGAGAUAAGUCAAAAUAUGAGUCUCAAUGUAUUCGCUUCAGUCACAAGACAGCCGAUGUGGAGCUGACAUCUGUAAAUAUACCUCUGAAUCUUAGUCCACAGGAGGAAACAUGUGCUCCCUUCCUACAAAGUGGUGCACUCCCCCUCCGGAGCAUGUCACCUGAAUUACCAAGACUCAAGUCUAUACCAAAGUAUAAUAUCCUCUCAACAGGUAAAGACAACAGUUCUGAAGGACCGUGCUCUCUUGUUAGCAUGGAUGAAAAUAUCUCUCCAGCCCAGAGUGCUAAAUUGUAUGUGCCCUACCACAGCUACCCUUCCUCAUUUGGUGCAGAUCGUUCAGACGCAUCAAAUCCUAUGACACACAUGCUGCAGUCAUCAGCACUUACCUCAGGUUUUGCUGUGGAAUCCAUGCAACAGGAUAUAGCUCACCAGUGGAUCCAAAUUAGGAGAGAGGACAUUGUCAGCCAGAUGACUGAAGCGUGUCUGAACCAGUCUCUGGAUGCCCUCCUAUCAAGGGAUUUAAUCAUGAAAGAAGACUAUGAACUUAUCAGCACCAAACCUACGAGGACAUCAAAAGUCCGACAACUGCUUGAUACUACUGACAGCCAAGGAGAGGAGUUUGCUAAAGUUAUAAUACAAAAGUUGAAAGACAAUAAACAGAUGGGCCUUCAGCCUUACCCAGAUUUAUCAUCUGCUUCUAAGACUGCAUCUUUAAAUUUAUCAUAUCAGUAUAAAGCCAUGUAAAUGUUUCCUUACAAGUAAGUUUCUGUUUCUGAAAGGUUACUUUAUAUCUGUAUUGC
This is a messenger RNA of Emys orbicularis (European pond turtle), 1748 nucleotides long. RefSeq names its product receptor interacting serine/threonine kinase 2 (gene RIPK2). Gene Ontology annotation, biological process: regulation of apoptotic process; signal transduction; protein phosphorylation. Lineage: Eukaryota; Metazoa; Chordata; Testudines; Emydidae. Gene Ontology annotation, molecular function: protein kinase activity; ATP binding. The record is from RefSeq and is a predicted model, not a curated record. Bases 1 to 1692 code for a protein of 563 amino acids. The transcript is spliced from 11 exons. Gene Ontology annotation, cellular component: cytoplasm.